Messenger RNA from Carica papaya (papaya), 1298 nucleotides. Its product is annotated as FKBP-like peptidyl-prolyl cis-trans isomerase family protein. Gene Ontology annotation, biological process: rRNA processing. The record is from RefSeq and is a predicted model, not a curated record. Gene Ontology annotation, molecular function: peptidyl-prolyl cis-trans isomerase activity; DNA binding. Lineage: Eukaryota; Viridiplantae; Streptophyta; Magnoliopsida; Brassicales; Caricaceae.
CAAAUUAAGUAAUGCCCAAUCAUUCAUUACGGCCCAUUAUACCCGUCGAACAAAGAUUUGUGGAUUAAUGGCGACUUCAUGUCCAUUUUCUUCUCAUCAUCUAUAAUUCUGUAUCAUCUCUCUCGUUUUGACUGAUUCCGAGGCUGAUAAACCAGACGCUGGGUCGCCGGACUUGAGCUUCCCACUCUUAGAUCACUUCACUCAAUUUCCUUAAGCAAUUCUUCACUCUAUUUGUAAAUUGGGGCUGAGGAAUUUUUGAGCGACUCGAUAGAAAUUCCGUUCUAUUUGGACUUCUUGAUUCGGGACUUGAUAACAUUUGUAAAUUAUGGGGAAGGACUCGAAACCAAAGGAAGCUAGUGGGAAGGGAAAGGGAAAACAAGCAGGAGGAAGUGAUGAAGCUAAGGGAAAAGGAAAAUCUGGAAAAUCUUCUGAUGGGCUUGGCACCUGUACUUAUGUAAAAGCAAGGCAUAUACUAUGUGAAAAACAAGGAAAAAUCAAUGAAGCAUAUAAGAAGAUGCAGGAUGGUUGGCUUGGCAAUGGAGACAAGGUUCCUCCAGCUGAGUUUGCAAAGCUAGCUGCAGAGUAUUCAGAGUGCCCAUCCGGCAAAAAGGGUGGGGAUCUUGGAUGGUUUCCUCGUGGAAAGAUGGCUGGCCCAUUUCAGGAUGUUGCUUUCAGCACCCCAAUUGGAGCUACUAGUGCACCAUUCAAAUCAACACUGUUUAGUAGCCUAUUUUUGGGAAGAAAUGCAACUACAAAUGGAUUGCAGAUUAUAAAUUACAGAAUGCAAUAAUUGAAAGGAUUCAGCUGGCGAGAGGAAUGGCCAUUGGCCCUACAAAGGCAGGGUUCUUAUUUAUUUUAUCAUCCCAUCAGGAUGGUCAGGGAGUGUCACUAGCCUGGAUUGAAUUGGAAACAAGAAUGAUUUUAUCCAGCCUUUUGUGGAGCAGGGAUGAGAUUAGCAUUACCUGUCUUCUUCAAGUACCUACUUUUGGACCUCUUUACUUUUAAAUAAAUGGAAAUCCUAAAAUUUGAAUUUAAUUUAUUGAGUUGUAUUGGGGCAAAAAAAGGUAGUGGGGGAAAGAAGUGUUUUCUGUCAUAGAUUUGCCCUAGUCUGAGUUGUCCCGUGAUCAGGUUUGGUCAGAAAGUUUAUUUCUUAAUAUUAAACAGAAUAUGUACCAUGUAAAUGUAUAAGAACAAUUGUCAUAGAAGAUCAAGAUUAGAGAAUUAUCUAUGUUGUUUGAUUAUUCUAAAGAUUUCAAUUCAAUUGGAAUUUGGUUAUCAGUGAAAAAUUGAUCCUAGAA